Molecule: messenger RNA, 1011 nt
Organism: Microthlaspi erraticum
Lineage: Eukaryota; Viridiplantae; Streptophyta; Magnoliopsida; Brassicales; Brassicaceae
Source: the annotation of a GenBank genome assembly
AUGCAUUUCAGGAACUCAACCUCAAGAAGCAACAAGUUCAAGAUGUUGAGGGGUGAGGGAAGCCAAGCAGCUAUGGGAAGAAAGCAAAGGGCAGAGAAAGCAAGAAGAAUGAGAGAGAGGAUGUCCAUAGAUGAAGGGCUGGAGUAUGUGAUAUUGAGGGAGAAGAGAAAUGAGCAGAUAGAAGAGUCUGAGGCAGGGGAACAAGCCUACUCUGAGGAGCAAUCUGAGAACGAGAGAUUGAGAGAGGAAAGGAGAACCAAGAAGAGGAAUGACCCCAUUAGUAGUGAAAGUGAACAAGGAGAGUUUGAGAUUGGAGUGAACCUUGUUCAAGAGGAGGAUAAUGGCUCUCCAAGUGAAGAAGGAAGUGAUGAGACUGAGAGUGAAGAGGAAGGAGAAGAGGUCAAUCAAGAGAUUGAGGGAAGUGUGCAUGAGAGCAAUGAGAAUGUGCCAAUGGAGGAGGCUGAAUCAGAGGAAGAGGAUGAGCUCCCCAUGUACCAAGAGCACUACGAUGCUCUCUUCUCCAUGGGCUUUGUGGAGACCAAGUACCCACAUGAUGACACCAUGAGAGACCUUGGGAUCUUUGAGGAUGUGGAGUUGGUGCUCAAGAACAUGCAAUUGGCAAAGUUCUUCUCUUACCGCUUGGAGUCAUACAAGGAACUCACUUGUGAGUUUUUGGCGUCGAUGAGGUUCACGAGUAUAGUGAGCUCGAUCGAGCUGAGUUGGACCAAGGCUGGGGAUGGAUUACGUUCUUGGCAAAGAGGAGAAAGGAAGAUGGUCACCUUUAGGCAGCUUGAGAUACUGUUUGGGUUCACUUAUGGAGAAGGAAACCUAUGGAACAUCAAGGAAGAUGAACUCCAAAGAGUAUGGGCUACAAUCGCUGAAGAGGGGUACUCUUCCUCAAGGUCUAAGGCUGCCCAGAUCAGAAGUCCUGUGCUGAGAUAUGUCCACAAGGCUCUUGCAAACACCUUCUUUGCAAGGAAAGCCACUGGACAAUCAAUGAAGGAGAAGUGA